UCCAAUGAGACCCAAGGCAGCACAAGGCUCCAGCCUUCUGGUUUUCGUAACAGCAGCCCCCUCCAGUAGGGCUGAGGCAUGGGAGGAGCUUGCCCAAACUCAAAUAAACACUGACAUGCAGCAUCUUACGAGGAUGUGCAGCCUCAGCAGCACAGACUGCAACAGCCAGAAGGAUAAGACAGCUGAAAAUCUCUGGCAAGAUGAUCAAAUCCUUCAAGCAAACAUUCCUGUCCCUGGACCUGCAGUCACCUCGGUGGAGCUCAACAGAGACGAUGGCUAAGGAGUAUGAACUGCGUCAGUAUGAGACGGCCAAGUGGGUGAGCACAGUCAUCAGGGGGGAAAGCCAGAAGGAAGCCAUGCGCCAGGGCUUCUGGAAGCUCUUCCACUACAUUCAGGGAAAGAAUGAGAGAGAAAUGAAGAUUGACAUGACUGUGCCAGUGACCUGCCUGGUGAAAUCUGGCUGCACAGACUUCAAGAUCUCGUUUUUUGUGCCCUUUGAACACCAGGACUCCACCCCCCAGCCCAUGGACUCCGACGUGUUCGUGGAGGAGCGGAAGGCAGCGGCGAUCUUUGUCCGGUCCUUUGGUGGCUUUGCCUCCCCAGAGAAAUAUGCUGAGGAAGCUGAAGUCUUGGCCAGAACCUUAAGAAACAGAGGCCAACCAUUCCAUGAAGACUUCUUCUAUACUGCAGGCUAUGACAGUCCCUUCAAGCUCUUCAACAGGCACAAUGAAGUGUGGUAUUUUAAAAAGUAACAUGGUGGGGGAAAUAUUAAGAGGCUACUAAUUAGCUCUGGAUGAAAACAGACCUUAUUAAUGGCUUUUGCUUUAGUGCAGAAGAGAUUUAAUUUGCACAAGGACACAGAAUGUCUAAUUCAUCUUCUCUAGGAUGAAAUACUAUUGUGGCUAAAACGAUCUCAAGCUCUGUCUACAAAAUGUAAUUUAAAUUCAAGUAGAUUGUACCAGGUAGAGUAGGAGGGAGAUAGUACAAGCUUACUCUUAAUUGAGAGGUUCUAGGGAACACCAAUAAUCUGAAACUAAUCCUUCCUAAAGUUUGGAUGUCUAGUUUUACUUCUCAUUAGAAGUGCUACAGCAACAGCUCAAGUGUCACGGAGAAUUCAGUUCUCCAUAGAGCUGACUUUUCCAAUACUGACAUCAACCCUGAGACAGAGGAAUUUAAAAAUGAAUUUUUUAUAGAAAUCUAUCAUUAAUGAGUUUCAGGAAGCAGAAACACCUUAGCAGGCCUUCCUGCCUCAUAAUUAAUAACUUGGGUUUUUAACUGGUAGUAUCAAGAUCCCCCACCUCCUCAUUUUUUUCCCUCGUGGAGGCCAAAUCCUGUGUUGCUCAAAUCCAGUGGAAAAGGGUUAACAAGUCCAAGCAGUGUGCUUGUUCUGUGCACACCUGGACACAUAAUACCAGGAUAACUGGGGGCAUUUUAGUAUUAAAUAAAGUAGUAGUAAGUUUAGCUCUCACCUACAACACACUAAGUACCCCUUUAAUUGUUUGCCUUUGUCUAAAUGUUGGUAUUGGCCAGGCCAGCUGCAGCCUGCGCACCAGCAGUACUGGACAUCCCAGUUAAGACACUUGCAAGCAUUUCACCUAAUUUAGUCCCUGCUCUAAAUCAAGCAUUUGAAGCUUUUAUACAGUAGCCUAGAGCUGUUUCACACCAAGCUGUUCCAGUCAGAAAGGAGGUCACAACAACAGGCAGAGUUUGAAGAUUUUUAUUGGCUCCAACCAGCAUCAGGCAAACAUUACCAGUGGGGUAAAAAAACACUUGGGCUUUUUAAUGCUCUUCAUGCAAGUGUAGCCCAUUAUACUGCAAUCCUCCACCUAGUAAGACAGACAUAAGAACCACUUUAAGACACCAAACCACCACAAGACACUUGCUGGGAACGUCUCAGCCCUUAGAAUUUCAUCUCUGUUCAGUGAGAGAGUUCAAGCUAAGGUUAUCAUCACUUGUUCCAGCAAAGAAAUGUCUUAAUUACUGCAGUUACACUCACCUUCUCAGUUCUUCAUACAGUAAUUGCAGAGUUGCUUCCUCACCUAAAGCCAGAAGAAAACACAAUUAGCACAUGCAGUAGCACAAGUGGUACAGGCUCCACAUCAGCUCUGUAACCUCAGCACAAAGUGGAACGGAAAGGGUAAAAUCACACUGAUUCAUCUGGCAGAAUCAAUCUCAUCAGUGGCUACAUUCCCAAUAAUAUAUAAUACAGUUCAGCUGUUGGACUUACCCAGUGAGGCUGCAAACAGCACAGUCCUUUCCUGAGAAGAGAGAGGUACUUUCAGAAUAACAGACAGCAGCACUAUAUGCAAGUUUGUUUACCUAUGAAUUCCUAUUCAUCAAACUAAUUUUACCUGGGGGAAGGCUGCCUUUCAGCUGGCAACUCACAAGUUCAACUUGCAACACCCAAAUAUAGGAGACACAAAGCUUACAAAUCCUAACUGAAUUGGAAAUACAGAAUUACAAACAUUGGAAGAAACAGGGUAAGUACAAAGCUACUACUUGCUUUGUGACGCUGUCUCUCCCCAUUAGAAAAUUGUAUUUAAUGAGUUUAGAUAUCCAAAUUACAAGUCUCAUAGAAAUCAUCCCAAGAACCUAUCUUUAAAAAUGAGAACCAGUCUGUUGGGAAACAAGAUCAUACAGCAAAUAUCUAGAACUUGAGUCUAAAUUUGUGUAGAGCCAGCAUAAAGAUCAGCAAAACUUGCUGAGAAGUGACAACCAGAAUAUAGGGUUGUUUUUCUUUCAAGUCCACAGUGCAACGUUGCAAUAAACUCCAAAUUUUUAGAGUCA
Molecule: messenger RNA, 2787 nt
Organism: Corapipo altera (White-ruffed manakin)
Lineage: Eukaryota; Metazoa; Chordata; Aves; Passeriformes; Pipridae
Gene: HEBP2
Product: heme binding protein 2
Exons: 5
Coding region: 201-752 (183 amino acids)
Cellular component (GO): cytoplasm
Source: RefSeq, a predicted model, not a curated record